Lindgomyces ingoldianus is the source of this 981-nucleotide messenger RNA. RefSeq names its product aldolase. Lineage: Eukaryota; Fungi; Ascomycota; Dothideomycetes; Pleosporales; Lindgomycetaceae. The record is from RefSeq and is a predicted model, not a curated record. The coding region runs from base 1 to 981 and encodes 326 amino acids. Gene Ontology annotation, molecular function: 4-hydroxy-tetrahydrodipicolinate synthase activity. The transcript is spliced from 2 exons.
AUGCCUUCCAACGAGACACUCUCCAAUGGCUGCGAUUCUACACGAUACUCCUUUCCACCUGGCAUUCACGUCCCUUCCCUAACAUUCUUCAAGAAUAACACCCAACAGGAGAUCGACUGGGAUGUUCAGGAAACCCACUUUGAUUUUCUCAUCUCGUCUGGGCUCCAUGGCAUAGUAAUCGCGGGAACGAAUGGCGAAGCUGCGACCCUCACAUCCACCGAGAAGACCCAGCUAGUACAGAAGUGUCGAAAAGCGGCAGAAACACUAGACCGAGGAGAACUUCCCAUUACGAUUGGAGGGGUGGCAGGCUGCACACGCGAUACGAUCCAGCAGACCAUCGAAGCAAAAGAGGCGGGCGCAACCGCAUAUCUAGCACUGAUACCUUCGUACUUCCAUUUCGCAAUGGACCAGGCGGCAAUAAUUGCGUACUUCCAGGAACUCGCAGAUGCAAGCCCCAUUCCCAUUGUCAUCUACAACUUCCCAGGAGUAGUAGCAGGCUUGGAUGUGAACUCGGAGAUGCUGGACAUUCUAGGAAAGCACCCAAAUAUUGCCGCCGUCAAGCUUACUUGUGGAGGGAUUGCGAAAGUCUCUAGGAUAUCUGCGUCGUUUAAAACGUCGCAAUUUUGCGCGCUGGCGGGACAGAGCGAUUGGCUGAUUCCAGCGUUGAGCGUGGGCGGCACUGGAUGUAUUACGGGAGUUGCAAAUCUCUUCCCAAGGACUUGUGUCGAGUUAUUCAGCCUCUAUCAGUCUGGAAAAAUUGCCGAAGCUCAGGCGUUGCAGAUCAAACUCUCCGUUGCCGAAUGGGGAUUCGGUAAAGGUGGUAUUAACGGCACAAAGUGGGUGGUUGCAAAGAAGAGAGGAUAUCCGGAGACCAGCGCUCAUUGCCGGAGACCGUACCCGAGAUACUCUAGCGAGGAGAGGAGGAAGUGGGUUGUCAACCAGGUGUCUGGGUUGGAUUUUGUCGAGGCAUCCUUGGUCUAG